Messenger RNA from Kluyveromyces marxianus DMKU3-1042, 630 nucleotides. It is a transcript of the gene VFA1, whose product is annotated as Vfa1p. The transcript has a single exon. Lineage: Eukaryota; Fungi; Ascomycota; Saccharomycetes; Saccharomycetales; Saccharomycetaceae. Gene Ontology annotation, cellular component: endosome. Bases 1 to 630 code for a protein of 209 amino acids. Gene Ontology annotation, biological process: vacuolar transport. The record is from RefSeq and is a predicted model, not a curated record.
AUGAAGAACGAAUACACCAAGAAGAAAGUGUCCAGAAAGGACAGGAAGGCGUGCUUGAUAUGCCAGAACCCAACAGAAACCGUCUUGUUCAAUGCCAGUGGGCCAGAUUGGUUUUACACAUGCGACUUGCACCUGGUAGAUAACCCCCAGUUCGCCCAGCCCCUGUACCCAAAGGAGUACCACGACCUGCUAGCGGGUCUCAAGACCUUGAAGGACCGUAUAGAGGCCUUGGAAAGGAAACAGGCCGGUGGUUGGGACCAGUGGAUCGGGAAAUGGCUGGAUAAAGAUGGGAAACAAAAGCCUAAAGAGGGAGACAAGGAGGCAGAAGGGGAUAAAGAAGGGGAUAAAGAACCGGAAAAAGAGGCUCCUAAGGACACUCUGCUGCAGCUCAAGAAACAGUACCAGGAUUCCCUCGAUAGAAUCGCCCUUUUGAAACAAAAGUCCAACACUUAUACCCUAUACGAUUUGGUAUACCAAUCAAGAGUCGACCGGCUGCGCAAGCUCGCCCAAUUGAAGGAGAAGAAACGCAUCGAACAGCAAUCAUACACCAACACAGACCCUCAGCAACUGCUCCAGUCCGUCCAGUUCCCGGAAGUGCCCAAGGACAUCGUCCAGAAGCCCUCUUCUUGA